Molecule: messenger RNA, 1643 nt
Organism: Coturnix japonica (Japanese quail)
Lineage: Eukaryota; Metazoa; Chordata; Aves; Galliformes; Phasianidae
Gene: HM13
Product: histocompatibility minor 13
Biological process (GO): membrane protein proteolysis
Cellular component (GO): cytoplasmic side of endoplasmic reticulum membrane; lumenal side of endoplasmic reticulum membrane; membrane
Molecular function (GO): aspartic endopeptidase activity, intramembrane cleaving
Source: RefSeq, a predicted model, not a curated record
CGCACUUCCGGCCGGUAGGGGGGACGUGUCCCUGGCGCCAUGGCGGAGGCGCAGAACGGCAGCGCGGGGCCUCAGGCCGUGCCCGCCGCCAGCGCCCGGCCCCCCGCCACCCCCGAGGGCAUCGCCCUGGCUUACGGCAGCCUCGUCCUCAUGGCGCUGCUGCCCAUCUUCUUCGGGGCUCUACGCUCCGUCAGCUGCGCCAAGAGCAAGAACUCCUCGGAGAUGCCAGAGACCAUUACCAGCCGAGAUGCUGCUCGUUUUCCCAUCGUUGCCAGUUGCACCCUUCUGGGCCUCUACCUCUUCUUUAAAAUAUUCUCUCAAGAGUAUAUCAAUCUUCUGCUUUCUAUGUAUUUCUUUGUGCUGGGGAUCCUCGCCCUGUCCCACACCAUCAGCCCCAUGAUGAACAGAUUCUUCCCUGCAAAUUUCCCCAACAAACAAUACCAGCUCCUCUUCACCCAGGGCUCCGGGGAGAGCAAGGAAGAAAUAGUGAAUUACGAGUUUGAUACCAAGGAUCUUGUAUGCCUGGCCCUGAGCAGUGUUGUCGGGGUCUGGUACCUGCUGAGGAAGCACUGGAUUGCCAACAAUCUCUUUGGGCUGGCGUUUUCCCUCAAUGGAGUGGAGCUGCUGCACUUGAACAACGUCAGCACUGGCUGCAUCUUGCUUGGGGGCCUCUUCAUCUACGAUGUCUUCUGGGUUUUCGGUACCAAUGUGAUGGUGACAGUUGCCAAAUCGUUUGAGGCCCCAAUAAAACUGGUUUUCCCUCAGGACCUGCUGGAGAAGGGCCUGGAGGCUGACAACUUUGCCAUGCUGGGGCUGGGAGACAUUGUCAUUCCAGGGAUCUUCAUCGCCUUGCUGCUGCGCUUUGACAUCAGCUUAAAGAAGAACACGCACACGUAUUUCUACACCAGCUUUGUGGCCUACAUCUUUGGGCUGGGCCUGACCAUAUUCAUCAUGCACAUCUUCAAGCAUGCUCAGCCUGCUCUUCUGUACCUGGUCCCCGCGUGCAUCGGAUUCCCGCUUCUUGUGGCCUUGGCAAAAGGAGAAGUAACUGAAAUGUUCAGCUAUGAAUCCUCUGCUGAAAUCUUGCCACACACACCAAGGCUUACCCACUUUCCCACCGUGUCCGGCUCGCCAGCCAGCCUUGCUGAUUCCAUGCAGCAGAAUCUGUCCUGUCCCCGCCGACGCCGGCAGCAAAGCCCCAGUGCCAUGUAGCAAUUGCACGUGGUGCCCUUUCUUUGUCUGUCGCUCUGGCCAGCUAUGAGGAGAGCUGUACCCCCAAGGAGGUGCCGAGGGCCUCCAAAGAGGAGAUGACAGAAGCUGACAAGAAAGAGAAGUGACCUUGCCCAUGGGACCAACCCUGGCGCUGCCAGGUUGGGGCCCUUCCAGACCCUUUGCAAGUGACAGACGAAGCAGUUGUGCCAGAGCAUCGUGUUGUGUGUGUUGGAGCAGCCCGCCCAGGUGGGGUAUUGAUGUACACCACAUAUCCACCCCUCCUGCUGCCCCCCGGGGCCGCGCAGCCACGCUCCCCUUUGCUUUGUCUCCUCCGUGAGUGCAGAGCAGGCAGGGGACAAAACACAGGCCGGUUUUUAAAUUUUGUAUUGUGCAUUUGCUUUCUCUCAUAUUAAACCAUCUCAAAGGAAGGA